AUCAUGGCGUGGAAGACUUAUUGGGCUUCGUCGAUAUGUCUGUCCUUAGAGACGGUGCAUGAUUCUCGCCUAAUAAAAAGUUUCGAAAAUCUUAUCCCGCCAAACCAAAAUGGCAUAUUCCCGCUCCACCUCGGACGGUUAAACCAGGAGGAGCCCUAAAAACUCGGAUCGGGGAAAAGGGGAAAAGAAUGUGCAUCAUCAUCCAAUCGAUUGCUCCCAUGGCUUCCUCCAAGCAGCAGCAUUCCUCCCCCUCCUCGUCCCCAGCUAAAGGCCGCGGGCAGCAGCACCGCCCGCAAAGAUUCCCAGUCGUGGACGACAUGGUAGCUCUCGACAAUCUCUACAAAAGCAUGAAUUCGAAGCUCGAGGCCGUCGAGGUGCAAGCUGCCGAGUACCGACUGAAUCCACUCACAGCCGAAGUGCUCACCAAGAAGCCCACCCAAGUAACGUCGUCGAGGAAAGUGACCAAACAGGAAUUUGAGGAGGCGCAAAAGUUUCUCGGCGCGUGCUUCCCAAUCCAGGACCUCGACAUGCCACCACCGGAGAAGUACGAAGUCCCCAUGACGGCGUCGCAAGAGUAUGGCUGGUGCUCGCAACCUCUGGUACGAAAGAUCUGGAUCCAUCCCUUUUCACUCUCUUCGUGUGUUCUUCCGCCGAUUCAGGUGAAACCCAAGAAGCUCUUCAAUUACUCGCGUGAAUCCUGCGAGAUCACCCAGUUCGCGGCGGCCUACUUCGAGUGCGUAAAAACCACGCCUUACUCCAAGCGAGGUUUCGUCCCGCGAUACAAGCUCAAGCAGCAACAAGCGGAGGCCUCGGCUGCCACUGUCCCGGACAAAGCUUCAGUGCCACCACCAGUUAGUAGCAACCAAACAGCGGCACUUCCAGCACCACCUUGAGGAGAAAAACUCGACCACCACCA
Messenger RNA from Selaginella moellendorffii, 916 nucleotides. RefSeq lists its product as uncharacterized. The record is from RefSeq and is a predicted model, not a curated record. Lineage: Eukaryota; Viridiplantae; Streptophyta; Lycopodiopsida; Selaginellales; Selaginellaceae. The transcript has 3 exons. Gene Ontology annotation, cellular component: ciliary base. The coding region runs from base 189 to 893 and encodes 234 amino acids.